Molecule: messenger RNA, 1116 nt
Organism: Rhodotorula graminis WP1
Lineage: Eukaryota; Fungi; Basidiomycota; Microbotryomycetes; Sporidiobolales; Sporidiobolaceae
Exons: 1
Coding region: 1-1116 (371 amino acids)
Source: RefSeq, a predicted model, not a curated record
AUGACUGCCCGCAAGGCGCCCCCUCAGCCCAUCCACGUCUCUGGACGUCAAGCGCGCACGACGACCUCGCCCGCGUUCGGCCGCAUCCCGACCUUCUCGCACCGCCUCCCCGCACGCAAGCGCAUGUCGACGACAACCGCCGGUCCUGUCGUCUCCUACGAGCGAGACGAGGGCAGCGACGAGGAGCAGUCGGACGCGAGCGGCGUCGACAGCGAGCUCGAGGCGAUUGCGGCGGCGCAGGUCAGCCAGCGCGCCAUGGCCCGGUUGCGCACGCGCCCCGUCGCAGCUGUCGUCGACAUCCAGCCGCCGACGCCGGACGUCGAGCCUGUCGGCCUCGCCGCAGCUGCGCGCGGUGUCGCCGCGCCCGUCGCUCGGCCGCACCUGGCCGGUUCUUCCUCCCUCGUCUCGCUCAAGCAGAGCCGCCGCACCGCCUCGAUCUACUCGGCGUCAUCAUCGGUCGGCGUCGUCGGCAUGGCGUCCUCGGUCCACGGGCAACAGCGCCAGCCGGUCUACCUCCGGCCGGACCUGAGCGGGCAUUCGGGCCUGUCGCUCGACCAGCUGUCGCACACUGCGGCCUGCGAGGCCCUCGUCGACGGCCCGGCGAGGGAGGAAGCGGCACCUCGGCGAGCGCCCAAGACGGCGUCGGCGUCGGUCGUCGUCCAGAUGCACCAGCUCGCCUCCACCUCGUCCCUCGCGCUCGCACCCCCUCCUUCCUCCGAUUACCCGUCCCAGCCGCACCUCUCCUCCCUCCCGUUCCACUCGUCCAAGCCCUCUCUCCCACCUUCCUACCCGUCUGUCGCCGUCCCUCGCGCCGCAGCCGAGCGCCGCGAGACGCCCGCCGAGCGGCUCAAGCGGCUCUACCUGUGCCCGUGGGAGGCCCUGUCGCCGCGCUCGGCACGCCGACUCGCGCUCGCGUCGCCCGCAUACAGCGAGAAGGCCGGGCCUCUCGACGCUGGCGCCGUCGUCGCGCAGCGCUCGGCCGCCGACGGGUUCUCGAGGACCAAGCGGCGGCUCGUCGUCGCCGGCGCCGUCAUUCUCGCCGUCGUUCUCCUCGUCGACCUCGUCGUGCUCAACAUCCGCAUCUUCUCGAUGCGCGACGCGUAUUACGACGAGUGA